Baudoinia panamericana UAMH 10762 is the source of this 617-nucleotide messenger RNA. RefSeq lists its product as uncharacterized. The record is from RefSeq and is a predicted model, not a curated record. NCBI's taxonomy places the organism in Eukaryota, Fungi, Ascomycota, Dothideomycetes, Mycosphaerellales, Teratosphaeriaceae. The transcript has 2 exons. Bases 135 to 587 code for a protein of 150 amino acids.
GCCUUGUCCUCUUGCUCACCUCCGUCUUCUUCACGCUUCAUCAGUGCAUGCGACGAUAGCAUUGCCGAGGGCGCGGUAGCCCGGAUUGACUUGCUUGUUUCUUUCCUCAUACCCCAAACGUCCACCAAGCGGCCAUGGCGUAUCUCUUCUACACUUUAACCUUCAUCUUCCUCAUUGUCGCAACAGCCCUGUACGUUACUCGACAUGCUUGGAAGCCAUACGCUCCACCCAUCCCCUACGUAACUGCUCCCGGCACCAUCCCCGAACCGCUCUACAACAUCUCCAACUACAUUUCCAACUACAUCAACUCAUUCCGCUACGUGCAACUACCACAGAGUGCAACGUUCGCCGAAGACGCCGAGGCAGGUCUGCAUUCCUCCAACUUUAACCUUGCGGAGAACAUCGAAGCCGGAGACAGCAGGCGAGGCCUCGAUGAGAAUGCUAAACAGGAAGUGUAUAAGAUCAUGAAGAUCAGACGAGUAGGCUUCGACGAGGCGCGGAGAUUGUACAUCGAAGAGCGGUUUGGGAGGGAAGGUAUUGCGGCAGAUGGGAGGCCGUUGGAUCGGAAAGCUGUCAUGUUUUCCUAAAUCGGCUAACAUUUCGAACAUCUACGGCUC